GUCUAUCCGUCUUCUCUACUCUACUCCAGGACGUCGAUCUCUCCUUGUUCACAUGCCCCGCAUUCCUGGGAAUCUCCAACACUCUCCAACAUCCACUCGAAAACAACACCGCAAAGGCAAAGCAAUCAUCAACAUAACGACCUUCCAAAAUGCAAUUGAGCCUAUCCGAAACUCUUCCAGCUCUGGUAUCCAGACGCUUCACAACAGCCAAAGAUGCCGGCCAUCUCACCUUUUCUCAGACCUAUCUUUCCAUCAUCCACGCAUCAGGGAUACCGUACCAACUCCGCUACUGUCCCGCCCUAGCCAAAAAACCCACGGGCGCCCCCAAACCCGACAAAACCGUCCCAGCACCCAAACCAGACCCCUUCCACGACCCAUCACCAGACUUGCUACUCGCGCAGAUCCCCGCCGCAAAUCCAACGCAUAACCUCGUACUGAACAAAUUCCCCGUUAUACCCAAUCACUUCAUCCUCGCGACGACGGCGUGGAAGGCGCAGACGGAUAUUUUGGAGAAGGGGGAUUUGGAAGCUGCGUAUGCGUGCGUGAGUGCGUGGCGGGGAGACGAGAAGGUGGGAAGUUCGGGUUCGAGGAGGUUAUAUGCGUUUUUUAAUUCCGGGGAUGAGAGCGGGGCGAGUCAGCCGCAUCGGCAUCUGCAGUUUUUGCCGGUCGAGGACAUGCGCGAUGGUGAGGACGGGUGGGAGCCGCUGAUUGAUUUGGUUUCUCCAAGUGCUGCUGGGGGUGGUGGUGAAUGUCGACGGUUGAGUCGGUUGCCCUUUGCGCAGUUUGCUCGUCCGCUACCGGCGAACCCGUCGGCGGAUGUCCUGCAUGCGAUUUAUCUCUCGCUUUACAAGACGGCUUUUGUAGCGGUCAAGGGGGGAGAAGCAGGGCAGGAUAUCCCGACUGAGGGCCCCGCGGCUAUCAGCUAUAACCUGGCGAUGACGGAGUCGACGAUGAUGAUUUGCCCGCGGAGAAGUGACAGUGCUCGGAUACCGGUCGACGCUGCCGCUGCAGCGAAUGUCUCUGAGGCUGGUGUUGUUGCGCUGAAUGGGACAAUUCUUGCUGGUACGCUGAUGGUCAAGGCCGAGGCGGAAUGGGAUGAGUUGCGCAGGAGUCCGGAGACACUGACGAGCGUUCUUGCGACGAUUGGGUAUCCCCAGAGAGAUCUGCGAGGGGUUUCUUCUCUAUGAAUGAAUCUACUCGGUCUUUUUUCUUCUUCUUUCUUCUAUUUUGAAACAGAAUUUCCGAAUAUCUACCGACAAGAGAUUGAUUGAUACAGAGAUAUUGAUCAGGAUUAUGGUCUAUGAAUAUUCUCCAUAAUUAGAACAAGAAAUGCAACAACG
Messenger RNA from Aspergillus wentii DTO 134E9, 1340 nucleotides. RefSeq names its product putative bis(5'-nucleosyl)-tetraphosphatase. Bases 150 to 1187 code for a protein of 345 amino acids. Gene Ontology annotation, molecular function: ATP binding; ATP:ADP adenylyltransferase activity. Gene Ontology annotation, biological process: nucleotide metabolic process. The transcript is spliced from 2 exons. The record is from RefSeq and is a predicted model, not a curated record. NCBI's taxonomy places the organism in Eukaryota, Fungi, Ascomycota, Eurotiomycetes, Eurotiales, Aspergillaceae.